AUGGACAUCCCAGCUACGGGUGAUUCUAUGGAGAUGGCCUCGCCCUAUCAGGGGCAGGCUGACGAUUUUGACAUCGACAUCGACCUCAUGGAGGACAAUGUCUCGAACAUGGACAGUGAUAUGAUGGGUGCAGAUGAUUUUACAACUACUUCUCAGCCGAACGAAAUGAACAAUGACGCGAUCUACGAUGCCGACAUGGCCGAUGAACCCUCCGAAGGGUCGAUGAUCGACGCUGACAACUACGCUGAUGAAGACAACGAUAUUGACGUGCAGUUUGAGGAAGAGCCAUAUGAAGAAGAAAUGAUUGAAACUGAUCAGGCCGAGGACGUCAAUAUUGCCGCCCCUGUCAUUCAUCUUGAACCUGCGGGCAGCAAUGAAGAUGCCGCCAGUCCUAUUAAGGAAGAUGUCAUAAUCGCACCCGCGGAACCCCUCGAAGCAACACCUCAAGGCCCAAGCGGCUCUGUGGAACCUACCUCCGCUCAAGACGAAGCCCAGCCCUCCGGAGCUGAGGGCCCGGACACUCAGGCUCAACUGAGCACGGCUACUGAUGACCUUGCCGAGGAAACAUCCGAAAACGUCAUCGGCCCCGAAACCGGCGGUCGUCAUGUAAAGGCAGAUGUUGGUGAAGAGGCUAACAAAAUAUCACAAUCUUCUGUGUCAGAGACUGAGGUACCCCAAGAUGCCAAUGAAGGCCUAGACACCAGUGAAAUCAAACCCUCCGCCGAAGAUUCCCGCGGUGACGCCGCUGUGCACCCAGAGGCACAGCCUGUGUCUGAGGACAAUCACCAAGAGGCAGAUAAGGACGAAUCUCAACACGCCCCAUACAUAGAUGAACCUCUUCAUCCAGUGAAAAUAUUCUACCAGGACUGCGAGAUCGCUCUGUUCCCUCCCCUUGAGGGAGAUCUGUCGGAUACAUUCUUUAUUGAAGAUGAAGGUUUGGCUUACGACAACAUUGGUCAAAUAUUCAAGGCUCUGCGCCAGGUGCUCCAGAGAACCAUGACAGGCAAUGAGGUCUUGAUCAUCGAUAUUGACACCCUUGGUAUUCAAAUGACAGAGGACUCAUUCCAUACAUCUCAAGUAACCUUACAUCAGGUCCUAGAUCUUUACCUUAGACUUUGUCGUAACGAUGGCAUUACCGAGCCCGAUGCCCUUUACCUUACACUGAGCACAAAGCGUGCGUUCCCGGCUGAAAUUGCGGAUCUCAAUGAUGCCGCAAUCGACGGCAAAAAGCUUUCCGAACUUCAUGCCGAAAUUCAGUCAUGGGAUGAAUAUGAUGAAGCCGAGCCAGGGUCUGCGGAUGAUCUUGACGCCCAUGAGCCGGAAGAGCAAGAAGAUGAAGUCUAUUACACCACUGAGGCCCAGAAGGAGACUUCGACUGCAGAAGUGCAGACGGCUCCAGGGCCCGAAGGCGAACAGGCGCUAGAUAAUCAACAGUCUCAGGUACAGCCCGAGGUUGUCUCUGACGCCCAAUCGGAGAUCGUGCAUGCGCAGCAUGAGCAUAGAUCUAUCUCCAGUGAGCAGAGUGCCGAGGCUGCACCUGAGUCUGAAUCCCAUCCAGCCCAGUCCGAGAGCAAAGAGCUAGACCACCCUGAUGUGUCUCCCCAGCUCGAAAGAGGCGAAGACCAAGAUCAAGAACACGAUGAUGGCCAUGGUGAUAUGAACGAAGAGCACUAUGAUUCCGAGGGCCCGCUAAGUGAUUCCACCGCCACAGUAGCUGCACCGCCUGGUGCAAGCGAGGUCAAAGAGCAUACCCAGCAUGUCUCUCUGGAAGUUGCUGCGGAUGCUGGCACACAUCCAAACGACGAGGAGGACUAUUACGAAGAGGACCACGAGAACGAUGAUCUGGGAACCGAAGAAUAUUACGAGCAUGAAGAUAUUGGCUCGGUCGAUGAUUCAGAAGCUAUCCAAAGAGAUAUCACUGGCAGUGAAAAUGCUGAUGCUGAUGCUCAAAAACCAGCUGAUCAUGCGUCUGUCCUUGAUGAGGAGGACAUAGAUGAGUUAGAUGCCCCGCCGACAGACGAAAUUGUCUCGGAGAUUCUUCAGCAGGAUGCUACAGACCACCCUUCCUAUGACCAGCCUGCGCCGCCACGUGACAACGGCUUGCAAGACGCCGCUGAGAAGAAGGAGCAAACACCAGAGCCCACAGAUGAUUUACUUGGAAUCGCUGUAGACCUGAUGCAGACUCCGAGAGAUACGGAGAACGAUGCCCAUGAUCACUUCGAGGGCAUAGACUACGACGAGCCUGAGGAUGAAGUUGAUGCUCAUGUUUCAGCUGAUGAGGGUGUGGAGGAUCAUGAGCUUGACGAGAACCAUUUUGGCGACUAUGACAGCCAUUUUGAAGAAUCGGAGGCUGUAGAGCUGGUUGGAACAGACCCUUCCUUGACAGACCCCCAAUCCAACCAGAUCCCGUCUACCAAACGGUCUCGCGAAGAUGAAGAUGACUGGGACGUGGUGGACACUACUGUUGACACCAAACGUCGCCGCUCUUCGUAA
Molecule: messenger RNA, 2493 nt
Organism: Penicillium coprophilum
Lineage: Eukaryota; Fungi; Ascomycota; Eurotiomycetes; Eurotiales; Aspergillaceae
Exons: 2
Coding region: 1-2493 (830 amino acids)
Source: RefSeq, a predicted model, not a curated record